UUUACUGUCGGGUGCACUCUGGAGUCUCUGGAUUAGGAUUUUUCGAGAGGAUUGAACUUAAAAAAAAAAAAACCAUUAACCGGACUUUGCAAUAUCGUGUUGAGUUCAACUCUGUGAGGUGGAGGUGUUCUUGCCAUGGUGGAGAAGAUGUCGAGUUUUCUGCACAUUGGGGACAUAUGCUCCCUGUACGCUGAGGGCUCCACCAGUGGCUUCAUCAGCACCCUAGGGUUGGUUGAUGACCGUUGUGUUGUCCAGCCAGAUGCUGGAGACCUAAAUAACCCGCCCAAGAAAUUCAGGGACUGUCUGUUCAGAUUAUGUCCCAUGAACAGAUAUUCAGCACAGAAACAGUUUUGGAAAGCUGCCAGACCUGGAGGAACCAGCACAACUGACACUGUUUUACUUAACAAAUUACACCAUGCUGCUGAUCUAGAGAAGAAACAAAAUGAAUCAGAGAAUAAGAAGCUGCUGGGAACUGUCAUUCAGUAUGGAAAUGUCAUCCAGCUGUUGCACCUGAAGAGCAAUAAGUAUCUGACAGUGAAUAAGCGUUUGCCCGCUCUGCUGGAGAAGAAUGCCAUGCGUGUGACGCUGGAUGCAGCAGGGAAUGAGGGCUCCUGGUUCUACAUCCAACCGUUCUACAAGCUGCGCUCCAUAGGAGACAGUGUUGUCAUCGGAGAUAAGGUUGUGUUAAAUCCUGUGAAUGCCGGACAGCCACUUCAUGCUAGCAGCCAUCAGCUUGUAGAUAACCCAGGAUGCAAUGAGGUAAACUCAGUCAACUGCAGCACCAGCUGGAAAAUUGUUCUGUUCAUGAAAUGGAGUGACAAUCAAGAGGUUGUUUUGAAAGGCGGAGAUGUGGUCCGGUUGUUCCAUGCAGAACAGGAGAAGUUUCUAACAUGUGAUGACCACCGGAAGAAGCAGUAUGUUUUCCUGCGCACCACUGGACGCCAGUCUGCAACCUCAGCAACCAGCAGCAAAGCACUUUGGGAAGUGGAGGUUGUGCAGCAUGAUCCCUGUAGAGGAGGAGCAGGCUACUGGAACAGUUUGUUCAGGUUCAAACACCUGGCAACUGGACAUUACCUUGCUGCAGAGGUAAACCCAGACUAUGAAGAAGAAUGCCUGGAAUCUCAUUCCUCCGAUAAGGUCAUGUACACGCUGGUGGCUGUUCCCGAUGGCAAUGACAUCUCCUCUAUCUUUGAGCUGGACCCUACUACUCUGAGAGGGGGGGACUCUCUUGUGCCCAGGAACUCAUAUGUAAGGCUUAGGCACCUCUGCACGAAUACCUGGGUCCAUAGUACUAACCACCCCAUAGACAAGGAGGAAGAGAAACCAGUCAUGCUCAGAAUAGGUACAUCUCCUUUGAAGGAAGAUAAGGAAGCUUUUGCUAUAGUGCCUGUGUCCCCCGCAGAGGUCAGAGAUCUCGAUUUUGCUAAUGAUGCCAGUAAAGUACUGGCCUCCAUCGCUGGUAAACUGGAAAAGGGCACCAUCACCCAGAAUGAGAGGAGAGCAGUGACUAAGCUGCUGGAGGACCUGGUGUACUUUGUGGUAGAUAUUCCCAGCAGCGCCCAGGAUGUGCUGGAAAUAACAGUGAACAAACCCAACAGAGAGCGGCAAAAGCUCAUGCGGGAGCAGAACAUACUCAAACAGAUCUUCAAGCUGCUGCAGGCUCCUUUCACUGACAGUGGGGAUGGUCCAAUGUUGCGAUUGGAAGAACUGGCUGACCAACGGCACGCUCCCUUCCGACACAUCUGCCGACUGUGCUACCGAGUUCUGCGCCAUUCACAGCAGGACUACCGCAAAAACCAGGAGUACAUAGCAAAGCAGUUCCGCUUCAUGCAGAAGCAGAUUGGCUAUGAUGUGCUGGCAGAGGACACCAUCACGGCUCUUCUACACAACAACCGGAAGCUGUUGGAAAAACACAUCACAGCCGCUGAGAUUGACACCUUCGUCAGCCUUGUCCGCAAGAACAGAGAGCCCAGGUUCCUGGACUACCUGUCUGACUUGUGUGUAUCGAUGAACAAAUCUAUUCCUGUCACCCAGGAGCUUAUCUGUACUGCAGUGCUGGAUCCAGCCAAUGCAGACAUUCUGAUUGAGACCAAGCUGGUGCUAUCACGGUUCGAGGUUCCAGGACAAGGGCUUGGGGAGAGUGCAGAUGAGGAAGAGGAGGAUGAGGAGGAAGUGUGGUUGUUCUGGAAGGAAAGCAGCGGUGAGGUGAAAAGCAAAAGCAUCAGAGAGCUUGCCCAGGACGCCAAAGAAGGACACGCUGAGGACCAGGAGGUGAUCAGCUAUUACAGGUACCAGCUGAAUCUGUUUGCUCGAAUGUGUCUGGACCGGCAGUAUUUGGCUAUUAAUAAGAUCUCAGCUCAGCUCGACGUGGACCUGAUUCUUCGCUGCAUGUCCGAUGAAGAUUUGCCCUUUGACCUCCGAGCGUCCUUCUGCCGCAUGAUGCUGCACAUGCAUGUGGACCGUGACCCCCAAGAACAGGUCACACCCGUCAAGUAUGCUCGACUCUGGUCUGAGAUCCCCUCACAGAUCUCCAUCGAUGAUUAUGAUAAUGACGGAACUUCACGUGAUGAGGUGAAGGAGAAGUUUUCCCACACUAUGGACUUUGUGGAGACCUACCUGCGGGACGUUGUGUGCCAGAGCUUUCCUUUUUCAGACAAAGAGAAAAAUAAACUCACCUUUGAGGUGGUGAACUUGGCGAGGAACCUGAUAUACUUCGGCUUUUACACCUUCAGUGACUUGCUGCGGCUGACAAAGAUUCUGCUGGCCAUCCUGGACUGUGUGCACGUCAGCACCUCCUUCACCGUCAAACUGGACAGAGACCCUAGCAAAGGCAGUAAUGUGAUACGCUCCAUCCAUGGGGUGGGUGAGCUGAUGACACAGGUGGUGCUGAGAGGCGGAGGUUUCCUGCCAGUCUCCACGCGUGCCUCCCCGGACCAAGAUUCAGUCAAAGCCCAAACCGAACCUCAAAAACAGGACAUCCUGGUCAUGGACACCAAGCUUAAGAUCAUAGAAAUCCUGCAGUUCAUUCUGAACGUGCGACUGGAUUACCGCAUCUCUUGUCUGCUGAGCAUCUUUAAGAGCGAGUUUGAUGAGAGCAACUCUCAGGCAGAGCCCUCUAUUAACCCGGAAUCACACACCAGCGUGCAAGGUGGGAGUCUGUGUGCAAGUGGGUUGGGUGCAUGUGAGUGUGUGUGUGGUGUGAUGAAGCUCUUGCUGUGUUUAGGUGCACUGGACUUUGAGCACAUUGAAGAGCAGGCUGAGGGGAUUUUUGGAGGAAGUGAGGAGAACACUCCACUGGACCUGGAUGACCACGGUGGUCGGACAUUUCUGAGGGUCCUCCUGCACCUCACCAUGCAUGAUUACCCCCCACUGGUGUCCAGAGCCCUGCACCUACUAUUCAGACACUUCAGCCAACGACAGGAAGUCCUGCAGGCCUUCAAACAGGUGCAGCUCCUGGUGACCAGUCAGGAUGUGGAGAACUACAAGCAGAUUAAGGCAGACCUGGACCAGCUGCGCUCCAUUGUGGAGAAGUCUGAGCUGUGGGUCUUCAAGAGGCAGGGGUCAGACUCAGGACUUCACACAGGGGAGGUCAUCACCACGGAAACACAUCACAAGACUGACUCAAUUUCAGACGGAUUAGACAAACCCAAAGUGGAGAGCACCAGCAGCUCCAACUACCGCCUGGGGAAGGAGAUCUUACUAAGACUAAGCAAGCUCUGUGUGAUGGAGUGUCUGUCAGGCAGGAAGAACAAAAAGCAACAGCAGCGUCUCCUCAGGAACAUGGGCGCUCACUCGGUGGUCCUGGAGCUGCUGCAGAUCCCCUAUGAAAAAGGAGAGGAUGUCUGGAUGCAGGAGAUUAUGACACUGGCUCAUCAGUUCCUCCAGAACUUCUGUGCUGGAAACCAGCAGAACCAGACAUUGCUGCACAAACACAUCAACUUGUUCCUCAACCCUGGGAUUUUGGAGGCGGUGACCAUGCAGCAUAUCUUUAUGAAUAAUUUCCAGUUGUGCAGUGAGAUUAAUGAGAGAGUGGUCCAGCAUUUUGUGCACUGCAUCGAGACCCAUGGCCGAAGUGUCCACUACCUCAAAUUUCUGCAGACCAUUGUGAAAGCUGAGAAUAAGUUCAUCAAGAAAUGCCAGGACAUUGUCAUGGCUGAGCUGGUGACUGCAGGUGAGGACGUCCUUGUGUUCUAUAAUGACCGUGCGUCAUUCCAGACAUUGGUUCAGAUGAUGCGUCUGGAGAGAGAGCGUCUAGAUGAGAACAGCGCGCUCAGGUAUCAUAUCCACCUUGUGGAGUUGCUGGCUGUGUGUACCGAGGGGAAGAAUGUCUACACUGAGAUCAAAUGCAACUCCCUUCUUCCUUUGGACGACAUUGUGCGAGUGGUCACACAUGAAGACUGCAUUCCUGAGGUGAAGAUGGCAUACGUGAAUUUUCUCAAUCACUGCUAUGUCGAUACAGAGGUUGAGAUGAAGGAAAUCUAUACCAGCAAUCAUAUGUGGAAACUGUUUGACAACUUCCUAGUGGACAUCUGCAGAGUGUGUAACAACACAAGUGACCGCAAGCACGCGGACACGGUUCUGGAGUGCUAUGUCACCGAGACCAUCAUGAGCAUCGUCACCACCUUCUUCAGCUCCCCCUUCUCGGACCAGAGCACCAGCCUUCAGACCCGUCAGCCGGUGUUUGUGCAACUCUUGCAGGGUGUGUUUCGUGUGUACCACUGUAACUGGUUGGUUCCAAGUCAGAAGGGCAGUGUGGAGGCCUGUAUAAAAGUGCUUAGUGACGUGGCUAAGGGCCGUGCGAUAGCCAUCCCAGUGGAUCUGGACUGUCAGGUGAAUAACCUGUUUAUAAAGUCAAACAAUAUUGUGCAGAAAACGGCUCUGAGCUGGAGACUGUCUGUCCGCAAUGCAGUGCGGAGAGACUCCACUCCCACCACCUCCCGUGACUACCGAAACAUCAUUGAGAGACUGCAGGACAUAGUUUCGGCAUUAGAGGAGCGCUUGAGGCCCUUGGUGCAGGCAGAGUUGUCUGUGUUGGUGGAUGUUCUCCACCGGCCGGAGCUGCUGUUCCCAGAGCACACUGAGGCGCACCGCAAGUGUGAGAGUGGAGGAUUCAUCUGCAAGUUGAUCAAACACACAAAGCAGCUGCUGGAGGAGAAUGAGGAGCGCUUGUGCAUUAAAGUUCUGCAGACCCUCCGUGAAAUGAUGACCAAAGACAGAGGCUAUGGAGAGAAGCACAUGCCAUUUGAUGAUGAGAUGGAUGUUACUGAGGGAGAGGCUCUGAGGCAGCUGCUUGUGAAUCGUUACUAUGGUAACUUCAGGAGUGGUGGGAGGAGAGACAGUCUGACAACAUUCAGUAACUCCAGCCUUACACCUGUAGGUCCGAACAAGAACCAGUCAGGUGCUCUGAGUCGGGCUGAAAUGUCUCUAACAGAAGUGCAGUGUCACCUGGAUCGUGAGGGGGCAUCUGACCUGGUUAUUGACCUAAUCAUGAACACCACCAGUGACCGUGUCUUUCACGAGAGCAUCCUGUUGGCUAUUGCCCUGCUGGAGGGUGGGAACACAACCAUCCAGCGCUCCUUUUAUAAACGUCUCACGGAGGAUAAAAAGUCGGAGAAGUUCUUUCGGGUUUUUUAUGACCGAAUGAAAGCUGCCCAGGUAGAGAUCAAAGCCACAGUUACUGUCAACACCAGUGACCUUGGCAACAAGCGCCGUGAUGACCACUCAGAACGAGAUACUCCUCAGCGGCGGAGAGGAAAGGAUUCUGUAGUAAUGGUCACCGACGAUGCUCGUGAGCAGCUAAUAGAAGCUUCUGUGGUGACGAAAAAGGCGUUUAGCUCAUACCGACGGGAUGCUGACCCUGAGGAGGCCUAUGGCCAUGGUGAAGGCGACAGAGGGGGUGGGGACAAAGGAGCGGAGCAGGGAGAGAUGAGCUCUGUCAUUCUCAUCAUGCAGCCAAUCCUGCGCUUCCUACAGCUGCUGUGUGAAAACCACAACAGAGAUCUACAGAACUUUCUACGCUGCCAGAACAAUAAGAACAACUAUAACCUGGUGUGUGAGACGCUGCAGUUCCUCGACUGUAUCUGUGGCAGCACUACAGGAGGCCUGGGCCUUCUGGGCCUUUACAUAAACCAGCACAAUGUGGCACUCAUUAAUCAGACUGUGGAGAGCCUUACUGAGUACUGUCAAGGGCCAUGCCAUGAUAACCAGAACUGUAUUGCCACCCAUGAGUCCAAUGGCAUAGACAUCAUCAUCGCUCUGAUUCUAAAUGACAUCAACCCACUUGGAAGAAAGAGGAUGGACCUGGUGUUGGAGCUGAAGAACAAUGCCUCAAAGUUGCUGUUGGCCAUUAUGGAGAGCCGUCAUGAUAAUGAGAAUGCAGAGAGGGUUCUGUACAACAUGAGGCCCAAAGAGCUGGUGGAGGUGAUAAAGAAGGCUUACCAGCAAGGAGAGGCAGACUUUGAUGAUGAUGAAGAGAAUGCAGAGGACCAUGCAGCCUCACCACGGAACGUUGGCCAUAACAUCUACAUUCUAGCACAUCAGCUGAGUCGCCACAACAAAGAACUGCAGCUGCUGCUAAAACCAAGAGGAGAGGAUCAGGCUCUGGAGUUCUACACUAAACAUACCGCUCAGAUAGAGAUAGUCCGCCAGGACCGCACUAUGGAGCAGAUUGUGUUUCCUGUGCCUCAUAUCUGCUCGUUCCUGACCAGCGAGUCCAAGCUGCGGGUUUACUACAGCACCGAGAGGGAUGAGCAGGGCAGCAAGAUCAACGACUUCUUCCUGCGCGCCGACGACCUCUACAGCGAGAUGAGGUGGCAGAAGAAACUGCGAGCCCAGCCUGUGUUGUACUGGUGCAGCAGGAACAUGUCAUUCUGGAGCAGCGUCUCCUUUAACCUGGCCGUGCUCAUUAACGUACUGGUGGCCUUUUUUUAUCCACUGGACAACGUGAGUGACGGAGUGCUCGAGCCGUCUCUGUCUCUCUUGCUGUGGGCCUGUGUGCUGGGCUCGCUGGGUGUCGUGCUGCUUUGGCCCAGUCCCAAUGGGCUCAGGGUUCUGGUCAUCUCCUCCGUUCUGCGGCUGGGCUUCUCCCUGGGUCUUCAGCAUAUGCUCUCCCUGCUGGGAGUUUUUAACGUGUGUAAUAAGAUUGUGUUCCUGCUGAGCUUUGUGGGUAACAGGGGGACGUUCACACGUGGGUAUCGAGCCAUGGUAAUGGACAGAGAGUUCCUGUUCCACCUGCUCUACCUCCUCAUCUGCACACUGGGUCUCUGUGGACACGUCUUCUUCUACAGCUUACUGCUGUUUGACCUGGUGAACAGAGAGGAGACUUUGCUAAACGUGAUUAAGAGCGUGACUCGCAAUGGACGCUCCAUCGUGCUGACGGCUGUGCUGGGCCUCAUACUCGUCUACCUCUUCUCCAUUGUUGGCUACAUAUUCUUCAAAAAUGAUUUCAUCCUGGAGGUGGACCGCAUUUCUAACAGCACUCUGGAGGAGGGGGUAAAUCUGGCCAGUGGCUUUCUGUCUGAGGGUACGUGCAGUGUAGAGAAUGGGACGUGCUUGUCAGCGGGUGCAGAGGAAGGUGAUUUUGAAAAAGCAUGUGAAUCUCUGUGGAUGUGUAUGAUUACUGUCCUGAGUCAUGGUCUGAGGAGUGGAGGAGGUGUUGGAGAUGUGUUGCGCAAACCUUCUAAAGAGGAGCCUUUGUUUGCAGCAAGGGUUAUAUACGACUUGCUGUUUUUCUUCCUGGUCAUCAUCAUUGUGCUGAAUCUUAUCUUUGGUGUCAUUAUCGACACCUUCGCUGACUUGAGGAGUGAAAAACAAAGGAAAGAAGAAGUGCUGAAAACCACUUGCUUUAUAUGCGGACUGGAGAGAGACAAGUUUGAUAAUAAGACGGUGACAUUUGAAGAGCAUAUCAAAGAGGAACAUAACCUGUGGCACUACCUGUACUUUAUAGUUCUGGUCAGAGUGAAAGAUUCCACUGAAUACACUGGCCCAGAGAGCUACGUCGCUCAGAUGAUCAAGGAGCACAAUCUGGACUGGUUCCCACGGAUGAGGGCCAUGUCCCUGGUGAGCAGCGAUGGAGAGGGGGAACAGAACGAGCUGCGCUGUCUACAGGAGAAGCUCGAGUCCACCAUGAGACUCGUCUCCAACCUGACCAACCAGCUAACCGAGCUCAAAGAGCAGAUGACUGAACAGAGGAAGCAUAAGCAGCGGAUUGGUCUGCUGGGAAACCCAGCCCACCUCAACAUUAACCCGCAGCAGCCUGCUUGAGGAGUGGAGACAGAGGAGGCCCAACAGUUUGCCAAACAUUUAAGUGUGUGCAAGGGGAAGAAACACGUACCUGCUGUACUUGAAGCCAGAUGCAGCAAAUGGAGUAUUUUUAGCUUGUCUCACUGGGGACGAGUGUGCUGUUCACUCACUGAUGCCUAUACACGCAAGUGCCAUAAGCCUCCAAAUUAAGAAAUGUCUACCAUGCAUGACACAUUCACAAACAGAAGUUUAUCUUGGGGGGGAAAAAAAAAAAAAACUACUUUAUUCACAGUGGUAGUUUGAUCCAUUGAAUGAAACACAGUAUCCACAAUAUUCCAAAAAUACUCCACAAUACUUCAGGUGUAGUACACAACUGAACAAAUGCCUACAUAUGUUACAACCCCCCUUGGACCAAUUACAAAGGCCCCAAAUUGAUGUUGUCUGAUAUUUUCCAUAUUCCAUUACUGGAUGUAGCAUGACACUCCCGGUCAUACUCACAAUGUCAUUGAACACCACUUAACAGUCUUUGCACUGUUUAAGUAUAGUAUUAAGAGUGCUUUAGCAAGUAGUUGACUAUAAUUGUUUGGGGGCAUUUGUCAGAAAAUACAUCUUGAGUUUUGUAGAGCGAGAGAAAUUAUUUAUUCAUGUGCAUUAUGUAUGAUUGUCUACUGUAUUGUCUAUAUUCAUCCAUGCAAUACUGUAAGGAAACCAAAAGGAUAUUCUUCCCUCACCAGAGUUAAAUAUUUAAUUUUUUGUUUUUCUUAAUUGGCUUUAGGAAAAUAUGCUUUGGUCCAAAAUCACAUGCAAUUUCUUCAAUUUUAGGAGCUCUUGCACACUGUAUCUGUACCAAGUUGGAUAUAGUUUUAGUCAGAAAUAGUUUAUUUGAAUAAACAGCUCAGUAACUGUCAAGUACAUUUUUGCCAGUAUAGUAAACAAAAUGCAACUAAAUCAUAAGAGUGGUACAUUACACAAACUAGUUUAGUGACAUUCAGAAAACUGGUUCUUCUGAUUAGUCUUGUUCCAAGCUUUAAGUAAAACCAUGAAUGCUUCACACCCUCCACUAUGACUAAUGUUCUGAUGAACAGUAUCAGAGAACUGUGCAUGUAGACCUGGAUUCCAAAACAUAAGACAGCAGCCAGUUCAGUGUAAGAAGCAUGACAAGCAGCAAAGGUAAACCGCAAUAAGGUAAACCAUGGUAAAUCCUGAUUGUCUUUUCUGCCCUGGUAGAGCUGCUUAUACUGACGAGGUGCUUUCUGCUUUAUUAAAUACAGAAACAUAUCUUGAACUUGUUCAGCAUCUGACAAAGUUGUUUUUUUUUUUGUUUCGUUUUUUUAUGGGUGUUGCCUUAUCAUAUAUUCAGGCAUUUACUUACUGUUACCAGCAUUCACUGCUGCCAAAAAAAAAAAAAAAA
Molecule: messenger RNA, 9652 nt
Organism: Electrophorus electricus (electric eel)
Lineage: Eukaryota; Metazoa; Chordata; Actinopteri; Gymnotiformes; Gymnotidae
Source: RefSeq, a predicted model, not a curated record